AUGUUCAAAAGGCUUACGCCUCAAUGCCUCAAGGCUUACGCCUCGCAUAGCGCUACUAAAAACGCCUCGCUUAUACGCCUCGCCUUUGAAAACAUUGAUCAGCAGUACAACCAACUGUCCAACCUCCCCCCAGCCAUAUAUUUGAGUAACAACAGCCUUAAUGGCAGUAUCCCCAUUGAGAUUGGCCGAUUGAAGUUUAUUCAUGUGUUGGACCUUAGUCAUAACAAAUUCUCUGGCAGCAUCCCAGAUCAAAUUUCUAACCUCACUAACUUAGAGAAAUUGGAUCUUUCCUAUAACAAUCUAUCUGGUGAAAUCCCUGUUUCUCUCAAAGGUCUGCAUUUCUUGUCUUCCUUCAGUGUGGCAUACAAUGAUCUUCAGGGACUUGUACCAUCUGGAGGUCAGUUUGAUACUUUUACCAUCUCCAGCUUUGAAGGGAAUCCGGGCUUAUGUGUCCCUCCAACUCCCAAGCGCUCUUGCCAUCAAAGCCCUCAAAGCCCUCCGCAAGUACUUGAAGUUACUCGCAGAUCUAAGACACAGACGAUUCUUAUUGCACUCGUCUUUGGGAUCUUCUUUGGCAUUGGCUUUGGUAUUGGUUUUAGCAUGGAUGAUUAA
Messenger RNA from Prunus armeniaca (apricot), 612 nucleotides. NCBI's taxonomy places the organism in Eukaryota, Viridiplantae, Streptophyta, Magnoliopsida, Rosales, Rosaceae. The record is from the annotation of a GenBank genome assembly.